This is a messenger RNA of Acipenser ruthenus (sterlet), 8541 nucleotides long. RefSeq names its product phosphatase and actin regulator 1. The transcript is spliced from 14 exons. The record is from RefSeq and is a predicted model, not a curated record. Lineage: Eukaryota; Metazoa; Chordata; Actinopteri; Acipenseriformes; Acipenseridae. Gene Ontology annotation, molecular function: actin binding. The coding region runs from base 600 to 2612 and encodes 670 amino acids. Gene Ontology annotation, biological process: stress fiber assembly; cell motility.
AUAAUGUGAUAUCUUGUAACAAUUGUAAGUCGCCCUGGAUAAGGGCGUCUGCUAAGAAAUAAAUAAUAAUAAUAAAAACGUGAGGAAAUUGUAAUUGUUACAAAAUAUUACAGAACUUCAAAGUAGCACAAUGCUUUAUGUAUGAUAAACAGACUUGCGCAAUCAAUGGUGUGGUUUGCCAAAGGCAGUGUUUCUGUUUCCAAGCUAAGGAUUAGUGAAUGUUUUUUUCCCCAUCAAGAGGCGAAAAAAAAGAACCUGGCUGUGCAAAGAUACCCGCAGCAAAGCCUUUGUAACGUCAAGAACACAUAAUUGUAAUGGUCACAUUUAUUGCAUUUAGCUAAAAUGAUUAAUCCCGAACUGCUGAUGAAGCUUAUUAGAUAUAGAAAAGUCUUGUACUAGGGAAAAAAAAAAGAAGAAAAAAUCAGAUGUGGGAUUGGGUGGAUGACACACUGGGUGAAAGCAAAAUCUGGAUUGGCUGGAGUUGGGGUCAGAAGGGUCGUCAGGAUCGAGGAUCUUUCUAAUCAUAAUCUCUCUCCUUCUUGUGUGUGUCAACCGGACGGAAAGGGUUUUUGUUUUUGUUUUUUUGCGUGGAAUAACCCAUGGCGGAUUCUGCACACACCAGGCUGCCUUUGACUUUGGUUACCUCUGGCUACAGAGAGAGAAUAUCAGCGGGGAUAACCGAAGAGAAGCCCAAGAAGAAAGCUUUUUACCUGGUCAGAAUGAAACCUAUGAAUAACAAGGAGCAUGCCAACAACAACGUGUCCUUCACGAUUCAUUGCCAUAUAGGCAAGGAAAUCAAGCACAUUUGCAGCAACUGCAGCCGUGGGAAUGAAGCCCAUGAUGCUGAGGAAGUAGAAAGACUGGCUGCAAUGCGUUCAGAGUCCCUUGUCCCCGGAACCCACACUCCCCCAAUAAGGAGAAGAAGCAAGUUUGCCACCAUAGGCCGACUCUUUAAGCCCUGGAAAUGGAGGAAGAAGAAGAGUGAGAAGUUCAAGCAGACCUCUGCAGCACUGGAAAGAAAGAUAUCAAUGAGGCAAAGCAGGGACGAGCUGAUCAAGCGGGGAGUGCUGAAAGAAAUAUUUGAUAAAGAUGGGGAGAUCCCAGUAACAAAAGAAGACAGGGAGCUAGAGAAGGGGCAGUCAUCGGUACCCAUGCCUCAUAUGUUAGAGUGUGAAGCAGGAGACCAUACCUAUGAGAUGAUUCCCAACACAGAGCGCGUGGAUGGGACAGUCUCUGAAGACUUCCAGACAUCUCUUGAGGCUGGAGUCUCCCCUCAGGAUCCUUCAGUGCAGCCAGUCUUGGUUUUGCCGCCUAAGAAAUCUGUGGCUUUCUCUGGUGACCAUCAGGACACCCCAGUGAAAAAAACACCUUUUCUCAAGCAGCCCCCUGCACUGCCUCCAAAACCUCUUUCCAGGAUUCCAAACCAUAUAGCUGGGUCAGCUCACCGCUACCACCCCUGCGCUGACUCGGGAGCGGCGAAGACGAACACACGCUGUCCUCCGAAGCGUGUGCCGUCAGCCGACCACUUCUUUUCACUCUGCAGGCCCGCCAUGCAGCCAACCCAGAACUACAGCGUCGGAGGACAACGCAGCUCUGGGCAGCUUACAGACUCAGGCCAGCCUAUCAAACUGCCCUGUAUGCCGGGAAAGCUGUCUCCUCCACUACCUCCAAAGAAGGUGAUGAUCUGUGUUCCACCCUGGGGCAUGGACCCCACCUUCAAUGCCUACUCACAGAAGUGCUCUCAGCAGUCCAUGGCACAGCACCACCACUCCAUAAUGCCAUCCCAGCUUGCUGCCCAUCAGCACCAGCUACAGUAUGGCGGGCCAAUCCCAAUCCAUCAGCCAGUAGCUCCUAGCAGGAUGAUAGAGGAACUCAACAAGACCUUAGCCUUGACGAUGCAGAGGCUAGAGAGCUCUGGUUUACAUGCAGGAAAAGGAAGCAUUGUUGAUGGGAGACAAGUGCCAACUGUGGUGAUAGAGUGUGACGAUGAUAAAGAAAAUGUACCGAACGAAUCUGACUACGAGGAUCUACCCAGCAUGUACAGAGACGAGCAGGAUGAGGAUGAGGAUGAUGACGAUGACGACGAUGACACCUUCUUUACAAGCUCUCUGGCAUUGAAGGUGUGCAGGAAAGAUUCGCUGGCAAUCAAACUUUGCAAUCGGCCUUCCAAACGAGAACUGGAAGAGAUGAACAUCAUCCCCAUGCAGACUGAUGAGGAGAGGCUGGAGCUGAGGCAGCAGAUUGGGACCAAGCUAACACGGCGGUUAAGUCAGAGGCCAACUGCAGAAGAAUUGGAACAGAGAAACAUUCUCAAACCAAGGAAUGAACAAGAGGAGCAGGACGAAAGGCGAGAAAUCAAAAGAAGGUUAAGCCGAAAGCUGAGUCAGAGGCCUACAGUAGAGGAGCUGCGAGAAAAGAGGAUUCUGAUCCGCUUCAGUGACUAUGUGGAGCUGGCCGACGCACAAGACUACGACAGGCGUGCAGACAAGCCAUGGACGCGGCUAACAGCGGCUGACAAAGCAGCUAUCCGGAAAGAGCUCAAUGAAUUCAAAAGUACUGAAAUGGAGGUGCAUGAGUCAAGUCGACAUUUAACAAGGUUUCAUAGACCCUAGAAGUCUGCUCUAAGAAGAAAUGCCAUAUGGGCUUUUCAUUUUCACAAAGAACCUUAAGUGCUGGAAUUGUAAUAGGUGCCCAUGUCUACAAUAAGGCCAGACGUCUUCUGAAUUGCCUUUUUUUUCUAAAUACAACUAGUAUAUCCUUUUAAUAUUAUGUAAAAAAAAAAAAAAAAAGACUACUGUUGGUACUGCCACAAUAACACACAUACUAAUAUUCAGGAGUCCUUGACAGAAGCAGGGAACAGAUAAUGUGCCACAUCCACCAACGACUGGCUCUGCUGACUUUAUGAAUGUCUUGCUCCAUCAUAUUAAGUAUACCUGUGAGUUUGUCUAAUCAGUCUCAUCAGCGCAAUGUUUGUGAAGCAAAAUCUCCCUUUCCUUGAAAGUGUCUGUAAGUCAUCAUGAGCUACAUGCUUCGCCCAGCUGUGUUUAGUAACAGACCAUUUGGCUCUUCAAUAUCUUCCAUCAAAGGGUCAGAGCCUGUGUUUAAUUUAAGGAGGGAUGGCAUUGUCUUAGAACUGAGUAUUGUCACAAAGUUCUCUUUUUUCAAUGUCACUAGAAGGAUUUCAAGUCUUCUACAUCAUAGAUUCAUUGUUCCUUACUAACAUUGUAGGUGAAGUGGGAUUGGACUGAAUUACACAAUUCAGAAAUAAUGAUAAUCAUAACAAUAUUAAUGACAAUAAUAAUAAUACUAUUUAUUGCUAACUGUGAAUUGAAAGUGCAGACAACUUGUGUGUUUGCCAGUGUUCCUGUAUAUUGUGUUUAUACUACUGUCCUGUUCAGUUAUCCUAACAAUUUAAUAUAUUCUUGGGGGGUCUUUGGAAGGAGAACACUGCGUGCUAUAUUUGAAACUGGGUUAAAGGAGAGUACCCUAUUCAUUAAACUUUUACUCAUUUGUUUUACAGUUGGUUGUUUCAAAAUUACUUUUUUAUUAAAAAGGUUGUUUGGUGUUCUUUUAAUGAAAAUUAACUCAAGCAAAGGUUUUAUGAAUAGAUCCCACAGUUUGUGAAAAGGAUGUCAUUUUAUUUUAUUUUAUUUUUAUAAGGCGGGUGUCUGUGUGGUGGGGGAGGUUUGGGUGUAGAAUGCCCUGCAAAAUCUGAGCAGGGCGAUUACAUUUAUUUAGUUUUUUUGCACUAAGACACUAAGAUUUUGCUGAACAUGAAGUUAUGGUUUUCCUGAUCCUUUUUACCUUGUCAAGAGGGUGGUUGUUUGGGAAAUGCCUGAAAAAUGUUAGCAUUAUAAAAAAAAGGCAUUUCUUACAGUUGUGUUUAGCCACCUGUUGUUGUAUGGGUGUGCUUGUUUAUUCUACAGUGUGACUGAGUGACAAGCAGGCUUCAAGAAAAGAGAAAGUGUGCCUGCAGCUAAAACAGCCUUUACAAAAUGUAAAGCUGGUACACCAAAAAGGGCUGUUUUUGAAUAGAGUGUAAAUAGUUAAAACUCAAUUAUCGUAAACAGUCACCUAAGUUAAGUAAGUGGUGCACUGGGGUAAAAGCUUUUAGUACAUCUGGUAGUUUGCUGAAAGUGUUCAGUUUAUGAAGAGAAAAGGUGUGAAAUGACGAGCACUUGGUAUACAUAUUUGAACACAGACAAGCUUAUUCCUUGCACAUUCACAUAUGUAUUGUAUUAAAAGUUUAAAUUUGAAAAGUAUAUAUACAUUUACCAAUGAAAAAAAAAUCUAGAUUUUGAAAUAAGUGUGUAAAAUUUACUGUGGCCAUCGCAAGCUUUUAAAUGUCUUUUUAAAAAAUUUUUUUGCAAAGUUGUGGUUAGUUUUCUUUUUGCUUAAUUACAAAGCAUAGCCUAGUGAAAUAUUUAAAAUGCCCCUGAAAAAUAUAAAUAGAGAACCAAAUAAACUGUCAUCCUAUCACUCGGUUAAGGAACACUAUUUGAGCAAUAACAAGUGAACUUCUUUUUUGUGCUUGUAUAUGGUGCUGGUGGAUGGAGUGGGUCAUUUAACUGUCUUAAAAUGUGUAAUUAUUUGUUAAAUUAAUGUCAGUUAUAGGCUUAGAAGUUACAGAUCCCCAAGGCACUUUUGCUCAUUGAAGGAUCAUUCAAAAGGUACAGUAAAAAGGUAAUUGCGCCCAGGAUUCCUACUUUAGUUAGAAAUGUACAAUAUAUUUAUUGGAUAAGUUGUUAAAAAUAAUUGAUUAGUUUGUCAGAGAAAACACUAUUGGUUUGGGUGUUCAGAAUAAUUCUAUUUGACUAAAAGGUCUGGAGACACCAAGUACAGUCUUUUUAUUUAGAUGCUCUUGCUUGAACUUUUUUUCAUGAUGAAAAUAUACAUUAUGUAUACCAUUUACCAAAAACAAUACAGUUUCCUUGUGUUUCAUGGCCUCAAAGGGAAGUUUGGCUGCUUUACUAUUUUAGUUUGACAUCUAAAAGGAAGGCCCUUUUUUAUAACAUAUUUAAAAUAUUAAAGUCUUUACUCAAUUUAAAUACACUCCAAGUCUGUUUUAUUUCUAAAGAUAAGCAAUGCUAUACUCUAGGUAUUCUCCACUGUUGAAACUUCUACCAGCUGUGACAUCCCAUGCUUUCAGUCCAAAACGCACACUGGUCAUGUUGGGUAGUACGUACUGUACUGUAUAAUGGGAGAACAGGCCCAAACCUGAAUUGUUUUGGUUAACAACCAUGCUUUUGACAUCUGAAGCAAAGAUGCUUCACAUGAGCUCAAGAAAAACGUAAGUGUUCUAUGUUUUAUUCAGGUACCAUGCUAGACCUGAUAGCAACAGAAGUUAGGGGAUUCCGAAGCUUCAGCAGUCCUAGUGCAUAGAUUGUUAAGAGCUUGAAGUAUGUGUGGGUUAAGGACAGGUUCCUUGAAGUAUUCAGGGUCCAGGGCAGAUACAGCAAGUAAAUGAGGAAUUUAGUCAAUCCUGUAGCCGACAGGGAGCCAGCCCUAAAAUAUAACCCAAAGUAACUCAGCACAAAGAGCCAACCAAUGUAACCUUAGAGUUGUGCUGCAGGAAGUUGUUAUAUAACCAUGCUUUAUUUUCAAUACAGCAGCAUCUCCAGGUGUCAAAGACAAAUAUAACUGGUUGUUAACACAGAAAUUGAAUCCUACUCCAAACAACAGGGAUAUGACCAAGAGGCAGAUAUUGUAGUAAACAAUAGUUGCAAACUAAACAUUUCAUUAUGGCAAUAUAGCAUUGUGUUUUGGGUAAAAGGUUUAAAUGCAGCGAGUGUGGUGCCAGACAUACUGUACAUACUGAUGGUAAUCGGACACUAUCAAACACAUCACAAAGAUAAAGAAGCAUAAGAAUAGACAACCGAGAUAAUACAACUAAAAUGGAUGCUUAGUAUGGAACUGUUAAUAACCAGAAGAAACAGCCUUAGUGGCAAGUAUUAUUUCCAUACUGAAAAAAAAAACAAUUUCACAUAGUAUGCAGAUUCUAUGCCAAAGCACGGUGUAAUGGGACUUCAGGGUGGAGGAUAAGACCUUAAAAAGUUAAACAAUAUACAAACAAACAUAUUCCAAGAAUAGAUGAUUGACGUAUGGUAGCGCUAUUCAAAGGAAACUUCGGAACUUGGAUUUUAAAAGACAAGGGUUGGGUAAAUUCUCCCUUACACUACCCAAAAUGAUCAGGUGGAUCCACUGUGCAUUUAAGAGGGUUUAAACAGACAGCUAUUUGAAAUCUGCCAGCCUUGCAUUGCACAGAGCAGUAUAUGCUUUGGUAUGGUUAUCAUUUCUUUAUUAUCCAGAAGGGGAAAGUGAUUGAUUUCCAGUAUGUAGUUCAGGGCCCAAGAUCAGAUUUCAGCAUUUAUUUUUUCUCUUAGGAUGAAUAACAUGUUCCUUAUAUUGCUUUGAUAGAGGGACCCCUGAGGAUCAAAAUGAGGUAGGGUGGCAGGGCUAAGAUAUAACAUGAUUUGUAGGAGCAUGACAUGGCCAAUAUUUUCAGAAUUCCAGUAAUUUAAUAAAGGGGUUAGGGCUUAUUUUGUUUUAAAAAAAUGUGUUUAGCAAAUGGAUGCUGAAAAUGGUCCCUUUUCUAAUAAAAGUGGAAUCAAGGUCAAAACAAAUGUAUGUUUUAGUUAUUAGCUCCAUUAAUUAUUUUUUAGCCCUGUGAAUAAUAUGUAUUGUAUUAAACUACUGCUUCAGAGAAAUAUUGAUUCUAAAUGUGAAAUAUGGUUAAUAUAAUUACCAUGGCAUGUAACUCUCAAAAUACAGGUUCCGACCACUUUAUUAGAAACACCCCUCUGAACUUGAACUGCUCCAGUUUUAGAACAAAUAAGGAUGCAACAAGGGAGGCAGAUUUCACAUGGUUACUGUAGACAAAUUAUAUUAUGCUAUGAAGGUUUGACAAGAUGAUCUUUCAGAGAGGCUGAACAUUGACCUUGGCAAAUAGUAGUUUUUUGGCAUGUAAAAUGUUGCACUAUAUACAUGUACAGACAACACUACUUCCCCUAGUUUUCUAAGCCAAGUAGAAUCCCAGAGUCAUGGCUGGUGGAGAUUCAAAGGAGGUCUGCCUGUAAACCACGUUUUCAAGAAUAACCUACCGAUGUGCUUUGGUAGAACAGCAGGGUUUAAUAAAAUGUUUUACUGCCUUAUAAAUAUACAGCCACUGAUGUUAAGAAACAGGUUCUGUAAACAUAUAAAAAAAAAAACCUAAGGAUUAAUGCUCUGGAGUAGAGCCCUGCGCAGGACUAUUUUUUUAAUCCUGCCCCGCAAUACCCACUCCCACCCGCUCCUGCAUUGUUUCUUGCAUUUUUAUCCCGCACCCACCCACAAAAAACCUUAGAUCCCGCAGAUCCCGCAAGAAAGACAGAUUCCCCCAUGCUACAAAAAAAAAGGUCAGUUAAUAUAUAUAAAAACGGAAUUCAAACAUUCAGAACACAAAGAAAAAAACAAAUCUUGCCCCCCUAUACACUUGUUAUAUAUUGCACUGGGCCCGACCUCGCGUGAAUAUCUCAGGCACCAUAAUAGCCAGCUUCCUGAUGAUGCAGCGUAUGUCCGUAUCAGAUGUUCCAAAGUGGAACCAAAGCAAACCAAAACUUAUGCUCGAUUCAUGUGACAUGAGUCAGAUCCCUAGGUUUUGUUCCUUACCUAUUACUCGGACGCUUCAAAAGAUAGCAUUCCGCGUCUAACAUCAUUUAAAAGCACAUGCUUUGCAUUUUCCAUUGAUGUAAGAUGCCUGUAUGUGUAGUUCUUACAAGAAACAACCUUCCCUUAUAUCCAAGGGUUCAGUGCUGUAACGCGCAUCCAUUUCCCAGAAAACAGCAGCAAAUGUGACGUCACAUAACAACAAAAUCUUUGAGUGUGAUUCUUUGACCGGACUUGAGCCGGUGUACUACAACGGAUUCGGAGCAAGGGAAACAAACAUGUAUAGGAAAGAGAACCUCACACUAAAUAAUUAGCAAUUUCCUGAACAGGCUACGUUUGGUAAACUGACGAGACAUUUUGUUUACCCUCAAAUCUCGCCCAAUCCUGCCUGUAACAAAGUACAUUUUGCUCCCACUGUUAUGGCAGCAGGUCCUCCUGUGGGAUCCUGUGGGAUCCCAGUUCCGCUGCAGAGCUCUAAUCUAGAGCAGGACAAAGCAUCCCGAGGCCAGCCUAGUAGUGGAUGUGGGAUACGCUUGCAUAUCUUUAACAGAUAUUAAAGAUAUGAAAGAAUACAGGCUUCUGAAGAGAUGUAGUAAAGCAAUUAAAACUGUUUAGCAUGUACCUUCACUCCUUGAAGUUGCUUUCCUUUUUAGAAAGGUUUACUGCACUUGUGGCUCUUAUAUUUUAGUGUUUAACUGGUGUUUCAGUAAAUCUUUCAAUUUAAGUGACAUUUACCAGAAGCUUAAAACUGCAGAUGCCAACUGUACUCUUUAUACUGUUAAAUCAGGCCUGAGUUAAUUUCGCGAUACUGCCUGUUGAUGAAGGCUGUACUGUGUGUUAGUUGACUGAAGUUAUGUGUCCCAGUCCAAAGGCUGAGGGCACUAAUAAAAGUCAAGG